This is a messenger RNA of Acanthosepion pharaonis, 2472 nucleotides long. NCBI's taxonomy places the organism in Eukaryota, Metazoa, Mollusca, Cephalopoda, Sepiida, Sepiidae. The record is from the annotation of a GenBank genome assembly.
AUGAACAAACUGAGCUUCUCACUCGGCAAGAAGAAGCGAGAAGCCCAAAAGACCUCAACAGAGACAAGCGAACAACCGUCGACAGUUCCAGAUGAACACCAACCGGACACAGAUACAGGUUUCUUCGAUGACCCUCAAAAUAUAGGGCCUAACACCAGCGGGGUCACUGAAUACGAAACGUCUACUGAAGUCCUCCAAGAGGGUGCCUGCUCCUCACUUGAAAUCCCCGAAGAGACAUUAAUCCAGACAUCACAAAGGGAAAAAUUUAAAUUAUAUAAUGACCCGGUUGAAUCUAAGAUCAAGAAGGAUUCUACUCCCCAGGAGAUCCCCUAUGCAAUAAGCGAUUCUGAUAGGGUCACUGGUGAUGGCAAGAAGUAUCGAGAUGGAACCAAGACUGAUAGGUAUGUCUUUGGUUUAGAUGAAGAUACAAGAGAUUCCGAAGUCCGCCAAGCUUACAAUCACAACGCGAAAGAUGCUGCAUAUUGUCUUCCAGGGGAACAUGAAACCCUUGUAAGUGAAGUCCCUCAGAUCUUUCUACGCGAUCGUUAUGACGAUGAUGGCAUUGUAGAAACUUCUGAUUUUCUUCCAAGCGUAAAAGAAGUCCAUUAUCCGAUUGAAAGGGCUGAAAAGGAAUACGUUGAAAUGCCAGCGCCUACCUUUAAAGAAUUCCGCGAGAGGGAUAAAAAUCUCACCUUCGACGUCAACCCACCGCAGCUUAUUCACUACAGCCCCGAAGAUCCACGAAUCAUUCGAUCUCAUUUUAAGUCAGACCCCGAAAGUGAUAUCAAAUCUGCCGACUACUUGUAUGCAAAAUCCGACAGGAUGUCACAAAUCCCAGUGCAGGAUUCGGGUAACUACAUCGGAGGGUUAUAUUUUAACCCUAGAUUAAAAGAAGAGGCGUUCAGCGUUUGUAACCCACGUGAGAAAGGUCCCCUCCAAUCCGAGCGGGAUCUUGCCGACCGUCUUUAUAAGAAAAGCAAUAAAAAAAGGAGCAUAGGUUUUAUAGAUGAAAGUUAUCCUUAUCGGCCAAAUGACAAGGACAUCACUCUAAAAUACGAUGAUGGUCUUGAAAAAGAUCAAAUAAAACCAGACACUAUAGAAAUGCAAAAAGAUAAUGGCGGUUUUGACAAUUACGCUGAAGCGUCAUAUUAUACUUAUAGGUCAAGUGGGGAUAACGGUAAUCUUAAUAUCCAAUAUAAACAAGGUUCACCUAUGUACGAUCAACAUCAAAGAUAUAUCUCUGAUGGUAAGACAUUUUAUCCUGAUUGUCAAAUAGAUGUUGAUUCCUGUCGUCGAGAGUAUUAUAGUAACACUGCAUCUGAUAGCCAUCUUAAAGGCGGGAAGUUGGACAAGCAGCGCCGUGAAGAAGCUUUCGAUAAACAGGGAUCCGAUCCCGAUGAGAUAUCCCGAGAUGACUUCAUAGAAAAGAUUGUAGUUACAAAGAAAACGAAAGAACAUUCCAGACCAAUUUUUAUCGACCCCAAAAGACCCAACCCUCUUAAGAAUUCCCAGAACCCUCCUGUUAAUAGCAAUAUCAAAUCCGAAGAUAAAGAUAACAGUUACUUGUUUAAUAAAGACAACCGCUCAAAGCACGACACGAGCGUAAAUCCAGCCUAUAAAACUCGUAAUCUGAAAACCUUCAAAAACAGAGCCUUAGUCAAAAGCAAUGAUGACACUUUCGGGCGACAUUUAAGUCUAUUCGGCCGCUGGAUGGUAACCCACGGACAUUUAGUUGAUCCGUAUGAUUUCUGUCUCUGGUCCUACGCCAGCCGUCCAGAGGAAUAUAUUGAUUUGUCUAAAUACCAAAUGGAUUUACGAGGACGCUGGCUGGAUGCAAGCGGUUGUUCAGUCACACCGUUUUUUUAUUGUUACAGUUAUGAUGGCGAACCCAUUUAUCUUGGAGACUGCGACUGUUAUGACGUUUUUAAAAACAGCUACGACGCAACCACUAAUGAUAGUGAAAAUUUUGCAAACAACCCCGAGAGAUUUAUUGAUCUAUCAGAUUUCCAAAUGGAUAUGGAGGAACGCUGGAGAGAUUGCGAUGGAAGAUAUGUCGACCCGUUCUCCGAAUGGUACGCCAUUGGCUCCCCGGAAAACGAGAUUUCUGAAUACGACUGGUUUUUCAACAAACCUGAGACCCUCGCUCUAUCUCGCUACCCUGGAACGAUGUAUGACUAUUUCGAAGAUUAUUUCGAUAUUAAUCCAUUUUUGCCAAAAUCUAACGUUAUGAUCACAGAUAUACCUGAUCUCGAAGAUUAUCUUUUCAGCGAAAAUUAUAUAUUCUGGGAUUAUCCUACAAGAUACCCAUCGAAUAUUCCAGGUCUGUUCGAAGACCCAUCGAAUAUGACAGGUCUGUGGCCGGAUACUGAACACAUCCGUAACGUAUCGAAGGGUAUAAAAGCAGUUGGUGAUGGAGACCGAUCGGAUACAUAUGACCGCAUGAAAUAUAGAUCCAAAAAGAAAACAAAAUAA